This is a messenger RNA of Sinocyclocheilus rhinocerous, 3334 nucleotides long. RefSeq names its product neuroligin-3-like. NCBI's taxonomy places the organism in Eukaryota, Metazoa, Chordata, Actinopteri, Cypriniformes, Cyprinidae. Bases 1 to 1899 code for a protein of 632 amino acids. The transcript is spliced from 4 exons. The record is from RefSeq and is a predicted model, not a curated record. Gene Ontology annotation, molecular function: neurexin family protein binding. Gene Ontology annotation, cellular component: membrane.
AUGAACAGUACACCUCUCCUCAGCGAGUUGCACGGUGUGAGGAAUCAUUCAAGUCCAUUGCAAAAACAGUGGUUCCUCAGCACAGGAGACCAGGCUGCUAAGGGAAAUUAUGGGCUUUUAGAUCAGAUCCAGGCUCUACGUUGGAUAAGCGAGAACAUUGGCUAUUUCGGCGGUGAUUCCAAUCGCAUCACUGUUUUUGGAUCAGGAAUUGGUGCCUCUUGUGUGAGCCUUCUGACCCUGUCCCAUCAUUCUGAAGGACUGUUUCAUCGUGCCAUAAUCCAGAGUGGCUCAGCAUUGUCCAGCUGGGCCGUCAACUACCAGCCGGUUAAGUACACAAGGCUGCUGGCAGAGAAAGUGGGCUGUAAUGUGCUGGACACACUAGACAUGGUAGAUUGCCUGAGAAAGAAGAGCGCUCGUGAGCUGGUGGAACAAGACAUCCAGCCAGCGAGAUACCACGUCGCCUUUGGCCCAGUCAUUGACGGCGAUGUCAUUCCCGACGACCCUGAGAUCCUGAUGGAGCAGGGCGAGUUUCUCAACUAUGACAUUAUGCUGGGUGUUAACCAGGGUGAGGGGCUGCGUUUUGUAGAGAACGUUGUGGACUCUGAAGAUGGUGUCUCGGGCAAUGAUUUCGACUUCUCGGUCUCUGACUUUGUGGACAGUCUUUAUGGUUACCCAGAGGGAAAGGAUACGCUACGAGAAACCAUUAAGUUCAUGUACACGGACUGGGCAGAUAGAGACAACCCUGAGACACGCCGUAAGACUCUGGUGGCGCUUUUUACUGAUCAUCAGUGGGUGGAGCCCUCGGUGGUGACGGCAGAUCUUCACGCCCGGUAUGGGUCGCCCACGUACUUCUACGCCUUCUACCACCACUGCCAGAGCCUUAUGAAGCCCGCUUGGUCGGAUGCGGCCCACGGAGAUGAGGUGCCCUAUGUCUUUGGCAUUCCCAUGAUUGGCCCGACCGACCUGUUCCCCUGCAACUUCUCCAAAAAUGAUGUCAUGCUCAGUGCUGUUGUCAUGACCUACUGGACAAACUUUGCCAAAACUGGAGAUCCCAACAAACCAGUGCCUCAGGAUACCAAGUUCAUCCAUACUAAAGCCAAUCGCUUCGAAGAGGUAGCCUGGUCCAAAUACAAUCCGCAAGACCAGCUGUACCUGCACAUCGGCCUCAAGCCACGAGUCCGGGAUCACUACCGCGCCACUAAAGUGGCGUUCUGGAAGCACCUGGUCCCUCAUCUGUACAACCUACACGAUAUGUUCCACUACACCUCCACCACCACCAAAGUGCCACCACCCGAGGCGACUCAGAACUCCCUGUCCACCAAACGUCCCAACGGCAAAGCCUGGCCAUUCAACACCAAGCGGCCUCCGAUGUCUCCGGCCUACAACAGCGAGAGUGGGAAGGAGCAAUGGAACGGAGAAGAGGAACCAGGCCCACUGGUGGUGGAGAACCCACGGGAUUACUCCACCGAGCUGAGCGUAACCAUCGCAGUGGGAGCUUCUCUGCUGUUCCUCAAUGUUCUGGCGUUUGCUGCUCUGUACUACCGCAAGGAUAAGCGCCGACAGGAGCAGCACCCGCAACUCAGCCCACCACGAGCCACCACCACCAAUGACGUGAACCGGCACGCCCCUGAAGAAGAGAUCAUGUCCCUGCAGGUGACCCAGACGCACCACGAGUGCGACUCAGGGCCGCCCGGUGACCCGUUACGGCUCGCUUCACUUCCCGACUACACGCUGACUCUGCGGCGCUCGCCUGACGAUAUCCCACUCAUGACGCCGAACACCAUAACCAUGAUCCCCAACUCGUUGGUGGGCAUGCCCAACCUACAUCCCUACAACACCUUCACGGCUGGCUUCAACUCCACCGGCCUGCCACACUCCCACUCCACCACGCGUGUAUAGCUUUAUGGUGAUCCGACAAAGGGAGGGAUGUGGGGAAAGCCUUUGGUUUUAAUGAAAACGUUGAAGUGAGAGGAAGGGGAUCAGGACGAUGACGGAAACAAAAUGAUUUGAAUAGACUUUUGCAAAAAGCAGUGACACGUUCUUUCCAGAUGUCAAGUUGUGCAAACCUGCCAAAACAGAACUGCUCUCUUUCCUUUGAAAAGGGACGAGGGUUUCAAGCAGUAUUUUUUCUAAUCAUCGUUAAAAAAACAAACAAAAAAAAACGCCUUUUUAUGCAGAAUCGGGCGAAUCACUUUUUUCUUGAAUAAAUAACAAAAAACAAAGGAAAGUGCAUUUUAUUUCCCAUCACAGUCUUUUGUGGGAAACAUGUUUCAAAACAGUGGCCUCUAAGGUGACAUCUGCAUAAUAUUGUUUGCUUUGCUUUUCAAUUUCUUUUCAAUGCCUUAUAAAGAGAUGUUUUUUUGCCUCUUAAUUUGACGAUCCUUUCCCUGAGAUGUGUUUGUGUGGAACGUAGCGAUCUGACUUGAGUGGUAGGAACCAUGAGACAGACGACAAAUAUGGAAACUGGUGGAUUGAAAUGGUAACUGCAACUCGUUUUCCAGUUGCAUAACCUCACAUGUUUUUUUCUUGGUUCCACUGAAAAUCUUUUGUUUGAAACUGUUUCAUUGGACAAGACUGGAGAUAAAGACUUUUAAAGUUACUGUAAUUGUUUUGUUUAAAGAAAAGUGCAUCUUUUACUACAAAAAUUAGCUAUCGGCUCCUGCGUCAAAUUCCCAUGAAAUGCACACUUACACACAACGCUCAGAGCACUGUUUGACUGGUGUGUGUGUGUGUGUGUGUGUGUGUGUGUGCGCGCGUGUUUGAUUGCCUUUGCCAUGUUUUCUGUUAAAUAUUUGUGUGAUAGGGGUGGGGGGGCUUCUGCGUUGAUUUUGUUCACCAUAAGUAAUGUUUCAGCUGCGUCUAUUGUCAUCUGUCUUUGCGAAAUAGAUCUUUUUGUUAUUUUAAAAAAGUUACAUAUGUCUAAUUUUGCUUAAGAAUUAUUACAAAAUAAAUCUAUUAUUUUACAUGCAAGAGAAAACAAUAGCUUAAGAUUGAACUGAACUAACUGACAUGAUUCCAUUGACUUUGUAAGCGUUCCUCUCGACUGGAGACAGUGGCCUCUUUACACUGAAUAACCUGACUUCAGUGUAGACAUGUGUUUCUUUAAAUAUAUAUAUAAAUAUGGGCAUACAUACAUAUAUGUAUAGGGCUUUUAUGAAGAUUUUGCUCCCAUUGACCUGAAAGUGUAAAUGACCAUUAUUAUCAAUUAUUAGGCUGAAAGCACCUAUAUUCAGAGGGCAGAGCAGUUCGUGUCUGUACAAGUUUUAUCCUCUGCACCAUAAUCUGAGGCCACAACAAGUGUCUUUUUAAUAGCUCUAUAUGUAUAUUUAUGUAU